CCUAUACACACACAUUAGAUCUUGACCGUCAACACCUGUUGCUCUCUCUCUCUAUUUCUGCCUUUGUUGCAAUCACGAGUACUCCCAUCAUGUUGCGUUGCGCUGCUACUGUCUGGAGUCGUCAGGCUCGUCCGGUGUCUUUCGCGUCGGCGGUGCGCUCCAUCGCCACCGUCACGGCCGACGACGCCCUCAAGUACAGUGGAUACAUGCAGAUCGACUUUACCAUUCCCGAAGAUACACCCGUCUACGAUGCCGUGCAAAAGUUUGCCGCCUUUAACAUUGGCUGUCUCGUUACUACGGAUAAGGCUGGCAACAUGACGGGUGUCGUCAGUGAGCGCGAUUACAUUUGCAAGAUUGCCUUGUUGGGACGCACGUCCAAGGAAACACCCGUCAAGGAAAUCGCCACCCGCGGCGCCAACAUUAUCACCGCCAAGGCCGGAGAAUCCGUAGAAUCAUGCAUGGAGAAAAUGAUGAGCAAAGGCAUUCGGCAUUUGCCCAUAGUGGACGAUGCCGAAAAGGUCAUUGGCAUGGUCUCCAUCAAGGAUCUCGUCAAGACCGUCAUUACGGAAAAGGAACAAACCAUCAAGGUAUUGUCCGAUUUUGCCCUCGGCAAGGGGGGACACUUUGGUAGCGAGUGACAAUGACACGCAAUAGAUAGCAAAUAGCUGAUUUACCAAAACACUACUUUUGUG
Molecule: messenger RNA, 692 nt
Organism: Phaeodactylum tricornutum CCAP 1055/1
Lineage: Eukaryota; Bacillariophyta; Bacillariophyceae; Surirellales; Neidiaceae
Exons: 2
Coding region: 90-638 (182 amino acids)
Source: RefSeq, a predicted model, not a curated record